Messenger RNA from Fonsecaea monophora, 1668 nucleotides. RefSeq lists its product as hypothetical. The transcript has 5 exons. Bases 1 to 1668 code for a protein of 555 amino acids. Gene Ontology annotation, molecular function: hydrolase activity, hydrolyzing O-glycosyl compounds; calcium ion binding. Gene Ontology annotation, biological process: carbohydrate metabolic process. NCBI's taxonomy places the organism in Eukaryota, Fungi, Ascomycota, Eurotiomycetes, Chaetothyriales, Herpotrichiellaceae. The record is from RefSeq and is a predicted model, not a curated record.
AUGCAGCGUCUGUCCUCCUUAGUGAGGACGAUAAGUGGCGGUGGAAGCAUCACCGGACUAGAAGAUCCAAAACCGGAAGACAACAGGACAUUGUUCCAAGCGUUUGAGUGGUUUCUCCCGCCGUCUUCAAGCGACAGUGCCCUCCCAAAUGCGAGCCACUACGACACCCUGACAGCUCUGCUUCCACAUCUCUCCGCCUUGGGCAUCUCGCACAUCUGGAUUCCUCCGGGCUGCAAAGCCACAUCGAUGCAUGACAAUGGGUACGGGAUAUACGACCUUUGGGAUCUUGGUGAGUUUGAUGCGAAGAAGAACGGUAAACCGUCUAGAACGAAAUGGGGUCAUAAGGAAGACCUAGAAGCCUUCUGUGCAAAGGCAAAAGACAUGGGGAUAGACGUCCUCUGGGAUGCUGUCCUCAAUCACAAAGCCUCUCCAGACGGAAAAGAAGUGAGCUGGGGCGUCAAGGUCGACCCUCAUGACCGGACAAAGGCCCUCACCAAACCCUAUGAGCUGGAAACAUGGACCAAGUUCACCUUUCCUGGGCGCGGCACGAAGUACUCCGACAUGAAAUACAAUUGGAAGCAUUUUUCUGGAGUCGACUACGAUUCCCGCACGAAAGACCACGGCAUCUUCAAACUCGUUGGCGAAGGGAAGCGAAGUGACUGGGCACACGAUGUCAGUAAGGAGCUGGGGAAUUAUGACUAUUUGAUGUUCGCAGACCUUGAUCACUCGCAUGCUGCUGUGCGGGAGGAUAUCUUCAACUGGGGGACUUGGAUAACCUCGCUGCUCAACCUUGGCGGCUUCCGGUUGGACGCCAUCAAGCACUAUUCUCUGUCCUUUCUGGCAGACUUUCUGGCACAUCUCGACACGAAAACAUUGCGAGGGAAAAAGUUAUUUUUCGUUGGAGAAUAUUGGGAUUCUGAUGUGGACACAUUGUCUUCAGUCAUCCGGAGGUGUCAUGGGCGGUUGAAUUUGUUUGAUGUUCAGCUGGUAUACACGUUUAGCGACUUUUCAAAGGGCAGGAAGCAUGAUUUGAGAACGAUCCUGGACGGGACCCUGGUCCAGAAGGAUCAUACCCAUGCAGUGACGUUCGUUGCGAACCACGACACACAAGAAACACAGUCUCUGGCCGCGCCCGUCGAAGAGUGGUUCGUGCCACUGGCUUACGCACUGAUUCUGCUUCGCCACAACGGCGGAACCCCCUGCGUCUUCUGGGGGGACGUCUUUGGCAACCAUGGACCGCGGGCUCGACUGCCAGCGUGCGGUGGCAAACUUGCGCGCCUCGUCGCCGCGAGGAAGCUCUACGCCCAUGGCCCGCAGAGGGACUAUCUCGAUUUGGAGGACUGCAUCGGCUGGACGCGACUGGGCCACAAAUCCAGAGCGAACGGGGCCGGCCUCGCGGUCGUCAUGACCAAUAGCUGGGACCGGCGGUCGAAGCGGAUGUUUGUGGGUCACAGGCACAUUGGGGAGAGGUGGAGGGACAUUCUCGGCUGGGAGGACAGAGAGGUCGUGAUCGACUCGAAAGGAUUCGGGACAUUCCCUGUUGGCCACCGGUCCGUUGGGGUCUGGACACACGACAAGGCCCCCGAUUUCGACAGGAUCACCAGGUUCACGUUUCCCAGGUUGGGGCACAGUGCCGCCGCACCGGAUCCGAGGGUGCUUCCUGCGUGA